Molecule: messenger RNA, 594 nt
Organism: Myotis lucifugus (little brown bat)
Lineage: Eukaryota; Metazoa; Chordata; Mammalia; Chiroptera; Vespertilionidae
Product: lysine-specific demethylase 4D-like
Biological process (GO): chromatin remodeling
Cellular component (GO): nucleus
Molecular function (GO): histone H3K9 demethylase activity
Source: RefSeq, a predicted model, not a curated record
AUGGCUCCAAUACCUACUGGAGCAGGAGUGUGGAGUGUCGCUUGGCACACGGAGGACAUGGACCUUUACAGCAUCAACUACCUGCACUUCGGGGAGCCCAAAACGUGGUACGCGGUGCCCCCAGAGCACGGCCAGCGCCUGGAGCGCCUGGCCAGGGAGCUUUUCCCGGGCAGCUCUCGGGGCUGCCAGGCCUUCCUGCGGCACAAGGUGGCCCUCAUCUCGCCCACUGUCCUCAAGGAGAACGGGGUCCCGUUCAGUCGCAUCACUCAGGAGGCUGGAGAGUUCAUGGUGACCUUUCCCUAUGACCACGCUGGCUUCAACCAUGGCUUCAACUGUGCGGAGGCCAUCAACUUUGCCACCCCGCGAUGGAUCGACUAUGGCAAAGUGGCCUCUCAGUGCAGCUGCGGGGAGGCCCGGGUGAGCUUCUCCAUGGACGUGUUCGUGCGCAUCCUGCAGCCCGAGCGCUAUGAGCUGUGGAAACGCGGGCAGGACCGGACUGUUGUGGACCACGCGGAGCCCACGGCGCCGGGCAGCAGGGAGCUGAGCGCCUGGAGGGAGGGCUGCCCUGACUCUGCACCCAGCUGGCAGACAUGA